Molecule: messenger RNA, 4322 nt
Organism: Spirodela intermedia
Lineage: Eukaryota; Viridiplantae; Streptophyta; Magnoliopsida; Alismatales; Araceae
Source: the annotation of a GenBank genome assembly
AUGGCAUCUCCGCGGACCGAUGAGGACACCACGAAGGGAAGCAUGUGGGUCCUGGAACAGAAGCUCGAUCAGCCCAUGGAUGAAGAGGCUGGAAGACUGAGCAACAUGUACGUAGAGAAGGUACUACUCUGUAGAAAUCAAUCUCUCUCUCUCUCUCUCUCUCUCUCUCUCUCUCUCUCUCUCUCUCUCUCUUUCUGCAACAUUAUAGACCUCUUCUCUUCCCGUCCGGUGAAGAAAUCUUCACCUUCUCUAUGAACAAAUGAGGAACCCUGGUAAGUCACGUAGAUCACCAUGUUCGCGGGUGCAGGAAUUGCCCGCAGAUACCACGAAGAUCCUGGGUUCUUCUAGCUGUGAACCAGAUGAAAUCCAUCUCACGUGGGCUCUCAUCCUUGCUCUCAGAAAUUCUCGUUGCUGCUGGUCCUGCGUCUCGCUUUCCAGAGUCUCGGGGUGGUGUUCGGGGACCUGGGCACUUCUCCCUUGUAUGUCUUCUACAACACCUUCCCGGAGGGAGUGGAUGAUGACGAAGAUGUCAUCGGAGCCCUUUCUCUGAUUAUCUACUCUCUAACGCUCGUCCCCCUUCUCAAGUACGUCUUCAUCGUCCUGAGGGCAAAUGACAACGGCCAAGGUAAUUCUCUGAUCACAACUCGGUCAUUUAGUGGACCAUAUUUCUCAUGCUGUGUUCUACUUUAUGCGCUUAGAGCGUGGGAGGUGGAGGGGAGAAAAAAGUUGAAUUUUCUUUUGGUGACCCCAGCGAAAACUCUUUUUGAGCAGCAAUUUCUCUGUUGGAACUGUUCUAGUCUUGUUCUUGUUUCCUUCAAAUCUUACUCCGCCCCUCUGGGCUCAAUGGCGUUUCUGCCUAUGAUUCUGCCCUUAUUUUUAUUUUUUAUUUGGUCGGAAGAACGGCAUGGGAUUAGGGUAGGCCAUGAAUUUCAUCCUGCGAAGAAAUACUCUGAAAAGUCUGGUGAUCCAUCUGCGAUCGUCUCGCACAGUUCUUGCCUUGCUCUUCUCUUGUAUUUUUAGCAUGAAUCAUGUAUCUUCAGGCUUUUGACCAGAACCAGUAAAUAGCACUAGACGUAAAAGCCUUCGGAUUCCCCCCAUUAGUAGUAGGCCCUCGUAUUGAGUAGACAGCGCAUGAAUGAGCAUCACUUGGGAACAUCAUCGGGCAGAUCAUAUCCUGGCAGAGUCUUACAGUUGUCCUUGAUCUCUCAUUUCAGGAGGAACAUUUGCUCUUUAUUCGCUGCUCUGUCGAUAUGCCAAGGUGAAGACGAUCCCAAAUCAGCAUCGUACAGAUGAAGAGUUGACCACAUACAGCCGGCGUACUUUUGAUGAGAACUCUCUCGCCGCCAAGAUCAAGAGAUGGCUGGAGGCCGAUGCAUACAAGAAGAAUGCACUCCUUGUUCUUGUUCUUAUCGGCACUUGUAUGGUCAUUGGAGAUGGGAUUCUCACUCCAGCCAUAUCAGGUAACGUUUGAUGCAGCUACCUGUAUUGUUGUGCUUCUCGAUGCUCAAUCAUUCAGUCAUCUAAUGAAACCCAAAAAAAAUUAAAAAAGAAAAAAAAUCUAUCCUCUGUCUUUUUUCAGUAGCUUUCAUCAAUCUCUCGUUUGAUUCUCACUGCCACUCAGUGGAAGGCGUACAGAUGAUGUAGAUCUGUUAAUCGGAAGUAAAAAUUUAAUGUUUAGGAACACUGGCAGCAUAGAUUUCUGUUUUAGAUGCAAAAAAAUAAAAUUCCCAGGAGAUAGUAAAUGGAGAUCAGGAGUUUUGGAGCAAGGUAGAAAGAAGAGAGAGAAGGUACUCUUUAAAUUGCCCAGGCUAUUGGAUUUCUGAGAGAGAUAUUACAGAGUUGCCGUGCUAGAUUUCUUCCUCUCCUCCUUCACUUUAGUCACUGCUUUUGAUGGCUUUCUUCCUCUUGUGGGCUCCCUUUUUCAGGCGCCUCUUGGAAAGAGGAGCACCAUUUUCCUCAGGGGAUGAAUUGAUAGUAUGGUUUGGAGAUCUGAUAGCAUGAAGAUUCUCUUGGAAGUUCUGUCUCGUUCCAUUUCUGAUCCAAAGAUUUGCUAAAUGUUUGCAGUUCUUUCAGCCGCUGGAGGGAUCAAGGUGGAUCACCCCAAGAUGAGCAACGGUAUCCCAUAAUCUUUCUCUCAUUAGAUCUGUUCUUGAAUUGGCACCUCUACCUGGCUGCUUUUCAUCAGCCCAGGCUGUGGAUUGCACUAGUCCUUAAAAAAAAAUUCCAAUGAUUUCCUAAAUCUCAAGCUAGAACCGUCCCUGUUCUAAUCGAGCUCUCCGUUCAAUCAUGUCAGAUGUGGUGAUAAUCGUUGCUGUUGUGAUUCUUGUUGGGUUAUUCAGCAUGCAACAUUAUGGAACAGACCGAGUCGGAUGGCUCUUCGCCCCCAUCGUCCUCAUCUGGUUCAUCCUGAUCGGUACCAUCGGCUUCAUAAACUUACUGAAAUACGACAGAUCAGUCUUGAAGGCCUUCUCUCCGGUCUACAUUGUUCACUAUUUGAGGAAAGGCCGGCGGAGCUGGACAUCCCUUGGUGGUGUCCUCCUCAGCAUCACAGGUUAAGCUCAACACCCAAAAAUGGGGUCUUUAAUUUGGGAAAAAAAUCUACCCAAAAAACCCAUAAUUUAUCUGGAAUCAUUUUGCAGGAACGGAAGCAAUGUUCGCCGAUCUGUCCCACUUUCCUGUGCUUUCCAUCCAGGUUCAAUUUUUAUCUUAUUUUUUGACAGGAAGAUCCUCAGCUUCUUCCUCUCCUCUUCCUUUUACUCACUGUUCCUUCUCAUGCAGAUCGCCUUCACCUUCAUCGUCUUCCCCUGCCUUCUCCUGGCUUAUACCGGGCAGGCAGCCUACAUUGUGGAGAACAACGGGCACGCUGCUGAUGCCUUCUAUCACUCGAUUCCAGGUCUUAACUUUAAUAAUUCCCCUCCACGGCCAAAUCUUCUGGCGAGAAUUGCCCACCGGAGCUGGAGUUUUGAUGGGUCUUCUCCCUCCCUGCAGACAGCAUGUACUGGCCCAUGGUCUUGAUUGCCACUGGAGCCGCUGUGGUGGCGAGCCAGGCAACGAUCUCUGCCACCUUCUCCAUCAUCAAGCAGUCCCUGGCACUGGGCUGCUUCCCGAGAGUGAAGGUCGUCCACACCUCGAAGAAAUUCAUGGGCCAGAUCUAUAUCCCUGACAUCAACUGGAUCCUCAUGGUCCUCUGCAUCGCCGUCACUGCUGGGUUCAAGAACCAGAGCCAGAUUGGCAAUGCCUAUGGUGAGUGAGCGAGUGAGUGAGUCGAAAAGUGAGUAAGUGAGCUUCAAGAACCAAUGCCAUGGCUGAAACAUCGAGUUGCAGGGAUGGCGGUGGUGAUAGUGAUGCUGGUGACGACGCUGCUGAUGAUCCCGAUCAUGCUGCUGGUGUGGCAGAGCCACUGGGUCCUGGUGGCACUAUUCACUGGGCUUUCCCUGCUGGUGGAGCUCACCUACCUCUCGGCGGUGCUGUUCAAGGUGGACCAAGGCGGGUGGGUACCGCUGGUCAUCGCCAGCGCCUUCCUCACCAUCAUGUAUGUGUGGCACUAUGGCACGGCGGCACGCUACCAGUUUGAGCUUCACAGCCGGGUCUCCAUGGCAUGGAUCCUCGGCCUCGGCCCCAGCCUGGGCCUGGUGCGAGUGCCCGGAAUUGGCUUCGUCUACACCGAUCUGGCCAGCGGCGUUCCACCUAUAUUCUCCCACUUCAUCACCAAUCUCCCGGCGAUCCACUCUGUCGUCGUCUUCGUCUGCAUCAAGUACCUGCCUGUUUACACCGUGCCACAAGGGGAGAGGUUCCUGGUGCGAAGGAUUGGCCCCAAGAGCUUCCGCAUCUUCCGCUGUGUCGCCAGGUACGGCUACAGGGACUUGCACCGCAAGGAUGAGAACUUUGAAGCCAUGCUCUUCGACAGCCUUACCCUCUUCGUCCGCUUGGAGGCCAUGAUGGAGGAAGGAUGCUCUGAAACGUCGGAGUACAGUCUCUAUGGGCACCACACGGAGCGAUCGUUGGAGAAUGGUGGUGGUGGCGGUACCGCCGGUGACUGCAUUGUGCCAGCCGUGGGCUCGCCGGCGCUGGGGCAGGCAAGCCGGGGGAGCAUGACAGAGGGUGGCGACGAGCUGGAGUUCCUGAACAGGUGCAGGGAUGCUGGAGUGGUGCACAUCUUGGGGAACACCAUGGUGAGGACAAGGAGGGGUUCGGGGAUACUGAAGAAGGUGGCCAUUGACUAUGUUUAUGCCUUCCUCAGGAAGGUCUGCCGUGAGAACAGUGUCAUCUUCCAUGUACCCCAUGAGAGUCUCCUCAAUGUGGGCCAGAUUUUCUAUGUAUAG